This is a messenger RNA of Homarus americanus (American lobster), 5066 nucleotides long. RefSeq names its product zinc finger MYND domain-containing protein 10-like (gene Zmynd10). The transcript has 8 exons. Gene Ontology annotation, cellular component: cytoplasm. The record is from RefSeq and is a predicted model, not a curated record. NCBI's taxonomy places the organism in Eukaryota, Metazoa, Arthropoda, Malacostraca, Decapoda, Nephropidae. Bases 326 to 1396 code for a protein of 356 amino acids.
AGCGUUCUUUGAUACGCCUGAACAAGAAUCCUGGAGUACGAUUAAUUUUGAGAGAUCUCAAGACCAGACUACACUGCACACAUGGUGGGUGGUUUCGGGGUGUCGGCUAAUCCAACUGGGAGUACAAGCAGCACUCGAGGUUAAACAAGGCACCCAUGAGCACGUCCAGCACACCAUCACCCUCCAGGACAAGGGUGUGGCUGUGGUGUGGCACCUGCUGACGGCGGAGGCGUGGCGUUUACACCUGCUGCCACUCCUACUGACGACACCCUCCCCCUCCUCCUCCCUGCCCUUCAUUAUAGUUCUACAGACGGAGGCGGCGGCGAUGGGGUUGCUGGAGAACUUGGUCUUUCAUGAGGACUCGGCCGCUUCGCUCGACGGGCUCAUACUUGACGUGAUCGACCACAGCGUGAGGCAGCUGACGAGGAUAGCUACCCACGCCCACACCCACCCACACCAUCCGCUCUACCACCCCGUAGAGGCGAUGGAUGCUCGGCAAGGUAAGACAGCGAGAGAGAGUGGAGAGGGGGUGGAUUGUGAGGUGAAAGAGGAGGGCUUGGUGAAGGAAGUGGAUGGUGAAGAGCGGAGAGUGGGGCUGGUACUGGGGUGUCGGGCUGCUGCCAUCCUCCACCUUUUGUCGUCUUGUCUUGGGCGCCUGCCUCUGUGUGCCACCACUCGCCUCCUUCACACCCACGACGUACCCCAGCUCCUCGCCUCGCUACUUCAUCUGUCCCCUUGGAGGAUGACACACGCUGGAGGACGCUAUGUUUUCCAGGAAACCGAGUGGGUGGAGGAGAAGGAGCCCGCCCCUCCACUCAGCCGAACUGAGUGUCAGCUGUGGGCAGCCCUACAUGCCUUACUGAUGGACAGGGAGACUCUAGCCAUGUAUGAGGUGAACAGUGGACGUCGCGCGGCUCUGCUGAAGCUGCGCGGUCAUCUGAAUGAUGCCGCGCUGGCCCAGGUACCCGCCCUAGAGCCCCUGGCCCGUUGGUUGGCCGCCCUGACUCUCACCGCCCCCCAAGAGGCCCGACCCCCACCCCUCGUUACUACUAUCUCACAGCUAGGUGAGGCGGGAGUGGCGGGUGUGUGGGAGGGUAGAUGGGGGGAGUUGGCCGAUCUCCUGAAGCCUAGGUUCUUGAGCCCCACGCCCGAAGACCUACAAGUCCUCGCGACCAACAUGACCGCGGCCUGGGACCUGGACGCUCUAGAGGCCUUAUUGCCGGAUACCCCUGUCUGCGCCACCUGCGGGAACCCAGCUGGCCGAAGGUGCUCCAGGUGCCGCGCACAAUGGUACUGUCGCAGGGAGUGUCAGGUGAAGCAUUGGCCUGACCACAAGAAACUCUGUGACCUGUUGAACUCUGACCUCGCCACCAGAAAGACGUCUUUUAUAGAGUGAAAGAAAUAUUCAGGAUAAUAUCUCACCAUAAUCAUGUAUGUAAAAUAUGUGCACUAAUAACAAUAAUGACAUAGAUAAUAAGGACACUAUCCAUUGGUUAUUUCAUUUCUCACACUUUUAUCCUAAAAAAUCAUGGAUGUAGACGUGCUUGUCUUAUUGUCUAGCCAGUUAUAAAUGUUGCGCAAUGUGAUGUGUAGGAAUCACUGUCCCGGCGUUAAUGACGAUCAAAGACUAUAUAGUGGUUCGUUAUUUAUUUUUUCCCAUUGUUAAAACGUAGUAAUAUAAGAGACUCGAGUAUGUACAGUAUGGUUUAAAGGAUGCUGCACAUGCAACAACAGUGGGAAGAAUUUUUAACUUGUUGGCCAUUUUCUAGUGUUAUAGCUCCGUAAUAACUCUCCAGGUACAGUCGGGGUCAAAAGUCUUGAACACUUGACAGCAUUUGGCAUGUAAGUACCCGAAGAUCUUAGGUAUUAAGGAGAGUUUUAUCCCAUUUUGUGGUUCAGACAUAAUUUGUGAUGACAAUAGUGUUAUAAGUAUAUCCCAAUUAUGUAUGUAUGACUCAGAAGUAGAUGCCAGAUAUUGCUAAGUGUUCAAGACUUUUGAUCCCGACUGUACAAGAUUUCGGCGGUCGAGUGGAUACAGGGGUCGUCUCCCGUUCCAUGGGUCGGUAGUUUGGUUCGGUACUCGGGCACUCACAGUUCGCCCAGCUGGAAAUGGAUACCUCUAAUGCAGGUCCCACAAUCAAAUUCAGUAUUAAUCUGUAUCGACUAAAUCCACCAACAAGAUAUGUAAGAUCAAAAAUAUCCCUGACAUACUGUAUAGUGAAUGAAAGAGAAACCUGUUGAAAGGACAAUCUCAAAGGAAUUUCGGUGUAGUGGUGGUACAGUACAUAUUUUGAAUGUAAACACGGACUUGCAAUAUAUUUUUUAAAGAUAUUUAAUCCGCGACCCUGUAAUUUUCCAGCAAUUUGGUGGAUAAAUGAUUCUUGAUUUUGACGAGAAAAGUUUUACCCUUGAAACAGUAUUCACCGUCAAGUUACCACUAUACACAAAAAUAAUUAUACAAUGUUUGCCAAAGGUGGGACUACACUCAGUAACAAUCAUGACCCAGGAACCAAAGAGAAUAACAAUGUUAUCAGCUCAGUAUGAAUGAAUGAGACUUAUCCAAGGCCUGACUCCUCAUUGUUCUACUCGUUAACUGAUUCAUUAAUUACGCUCGUUGAAUAAUAAUAAUAAUAAUAACAAUAAUAAUAAUAAUAAUAAUAAUAAUAAUAAUAAUAAUUGAGAUGUCUGCAGUAAUUUUGAUAGAUCUAACGUUAAAGCAUAGAGAAUUUGUUGUAUUCUUAAUCCAAUGAAUAACUAAACCUAAUUAUCGGUUGCGCAUGUGUGAUGAGAUCACGCAGCUGCAGGUUCUUGGCUACACACCUAUUGUUAUUAUAAUGUAAUUACUGCGCUUCAACAACGAAGGUCUUUAAGCGCGUAACAAGGUUAGUAAUUACACUAUUCUGGCAACACUUAAAAAAUAUGGAGAUUAAACCCUCUUAGUCCCACCUGAAGUCAGAAACGCGGAAAUAGAGCGUCCCGAAGCCUAUAACACUGAAGAUCCAGCAAGGGAGGAAGGUAGUCAGUAGGUAGGAGCCAAACUGACGCCGCAACAACACCUGCAACCAAUCAAACAUUAUUACGACCAAACCCACCUACAGCCGUACAACCAAACCCACCUACAGCCGUACAACCAAACCCACCUACAGCCGUACAACCAAACCACAUUUCAAAACGUAUAUAAACCAUACUGACGUAGCCAAUACGUAUCUGCAAACUAACUCAUUAAUCUUAGACAGGCGAAAACUAACUCACUAGCAUGUUAAAAGCGAGACAAAUUAGACAGAUGUUAAUUAUCUCGAUAACAAUGUUAAUUAAUAGUGAGUCAGGUGUUAACUAAAUUAACAUUAUCAUCUGCGAUGUUGUUACCCUGAAGCUGAUGGUGGUGACGGCGCCAUUGAUGGAUUCAUACAGGUAGCGGAGCUCAGAGGCCUCGAAGAGCGUCAAUGUGAUGGGCGUUGACUUGACCCAGAUCCUCUGUGGUAGGAGAUGAUUUCUGUGUGUGUGUGUUUUCAAGGCUUAAUCGACCACAUAAACAUUGUACUCCCCGAAUCACAAAGAGGCUUCCGAAAACACUUUAAAGCACAUUAGAUAUGGUUUUCGUGGCGAGGCAGCUCCAAGAGAACGACUUGAGCUAAACUAAUUUGUACAUGACUUUCAUAAAACCCACAACGGCCUUUUGUCACAUUCGGAGCCUAUCCUAAUCCAUAACCGGAUCUAACUUAACGUAACUUAACCUGAUCUAAGGUAAUUGAUUAGUUAUUGUAAUAUAACAUAUUGUAACUUAAUUUACUCUAUCUCAUCUUAACCUAUGCUAACGCAUUACAUAUUCUAACCAAGCCUAACGUUACUCGUCUUGAUCAAAUCCAACCUAAUCUAACAUUGCUUUACCAAAACCUAACCUAACUCAACAUAAUCUAACCUAACUUAACCUUGCCCAAUCCUAACUUAACUUAAUCUAACAUAUUACUCAACUAAACCUCUCCUAACUUAACUGGACUAAACUUAACCACAUGCACCAGUUAUGUCUUAACCUAACUUAACGAAACCUCCUAAUUCAUCACCUGAGGUUCGAAGGUGGCGUAAAAGGUGCCUCUGUUGACGAUGGAGACUUUAAUGUGACAUUCGUGGACGUCGAAGGGGAAGAUGGAAAGGUCGAAGUCACACACACAGGCUGCCAUCAAGUUCUCUUGACGCUCCAAAAUGGCGUAGCUGCUCCCGUUGUAUACGUAGCCUGUCAAUUACUAUUGAUCCAACAAAUAAGAGAGUGGUAGUAUUUCAUAUUGUUAUGCCGAGGCAUAAUUUCGUAUUAUAAUCUUGUAAACCAGGUGCUUUGAUUGUUUUCUGUCCCAUGCAGCUGUUGUUUUUUGGUAAUUUUAAUUCAAUUUUCGUGUAUAUAUUGAUGAUAUUGAUGUAUUAAUUAUGUAAGAAUAUUCUAUAAUGUAUUGCAUCAUUUUUGUUCUGAUUUACCUCUUAUUGUAAGCCUAGAUCAUUCUAGAAUUCUCUAGGCGGGUCUCGAGCCGACCUCUCGCUUCUGGACAUCGCUAGAAUGUUCUGGGCGUCUGACGAACCGUGUAUAAGCUGUAGCGGGCUGCCUAUCAACCAACAAGAAAGACCAACACCACAUGCAUAACCUUAAAGAUGGGGAUUAUCCUGCCAGUGACACAAGGACCUGGCGGGACCCCCCAACAAACCCUAAAACAGCACAUUCCCUAGGAUCGCACUUUGAACCAGCUUACUGUAGCUUAGCUUAUCUAACCUCCCUUGCCCCUGGGGGACUGAGGGACGUCUGUCACUAGCUAAACCACAAACCAGCCUCCGCAAGGUGGAAAGCCCACCUGCUAUCAUUCUCCUUAUGUACUUCCCACUUCUUAACUAUACCUUGCCCUAAAUCUCCUUGUUCACCUCAGAGCCACGGCUCUCUUAUCUCGGUGUCUGACUAACUGAGGGGCAGUUAGUGCUUGCCUCUAUUUCUAGCGUAAAGACUAAGCCUAGCCAGUGCCGGAUUUAGACCUGUGGAGGCCCAUGGGCAGCCUCUUUGUGGAGGCCCCCCUCAUUAUAACUACCCA